This is a messenger RNA of Pisolithus orientalis, 456 nucleotides long. RefSeq lists its product as uncharacterized. NCBI's taxonomy places the organism in Eukaryota, Fungi, Basidiomycota, Agaricomycetes, Boletales, Pisolithaceae. The coding region runs from base 103 to 363 and encodes 86 amino acids. The transcript has 2 exons. The record is from RefSeq and is a predicted model, not a curated record.
AUAUGUGCUGAGUGUCCUGGAGAGUCUCAUACUCUAAUAUUAUUAGUGUCCUCGUCCCGCGGGUGCUGGCCGACCUGGAAUAAAUGGGUCGUCUAUACUUGGAUGUGCUAUGCAUUCCAUAUCAACCUCGUCAUCAUAAAUGUUGUGCUGUUGGCGUUGCAUAAAUUCCGACGGGAGCAAAAUGUCGUUGUUCCUUCGAACAUCUCAAAUAACGUCGCGUCUGUCACAGUCACAACCACUUUACUGGUAUUCAGCACGGGGUAUGGCGUCCUUCUGGUUUGGUUAACCCAACGGCUCGCUCUUCGCCGCGACCUCUUGCAGUGCCAAACGCUGACAGCAACUCAUGACAAGUCUGGGGCGUGAAACGGUCUUGGGGCAGCUGUAAAUACCCUUCGGAAUCAAUGCGAGGUGUCAGCUGCCCCACGUGGUGUGUUCCUCGUCACAAUUUAUCUGGGA